AUGAUCAACAAUAUAUCAGACCUGGGAUUGUACAGCGUUCCACUGCUCAUCCAAUCAAUCCCUGGGCUCCUAAUAUCACUCGGAGGCUUGGUCAUGACGGGCUCGGCAUUGGCACAGGCUUCGCAAAAUGCCAAGCUCGACGGGAUUCCAAUCCUUCUCGAGACAAACUGUAUCCUGGCAUUCAAAGGAAACAUCGAGCUCAUAUUUGCGCUCUACCUCUCCUCUCUGAGCCAAUCGCCAGUUUUCAGCUACAGAAAAUACUUCAGAUACAUAUUCGACAACUCAAACCUUGUAAUUGCGCAAUCCGCAGUUAUAGGCCUGGUCAUAGGCCUUCUUGGAAUCAUCAGCAACCUCCUCAUAGGCGAAACAAGCAUCGAGGUAAAUGUUGUGGUGCUGACUGCAUCGCUGAUUUCGUGCAUCAUAAGCUCAAUUCUGUUCAUAAUGCUUCUUGUCACUUCAAUAGAGGCAUCGAAGCUCCUUGAGAUCAAUCCAGACAAUAUCAUCCUUCCAACAAUAUCGUCGUUGGGCGACUACAUAAAUGUUCGCUCACUGAUAUACCUUGCAUCCUGGCUCAGAACCAUUCCCAUCCAAUCAUGUCUUGCAUACCUUCUUGUCUCAUCAUCAAUAAUCCCAUUCUGCCUGUGCUUUGCACUCACCAGCAAGAAAAGAUUGCCGCUGCAAUCAAUAGAGGUGCUGCUGACAACAUAUGCAAUCAGCACCAUCAGCGGCUAUGUUCUCGAAAGCUUCAGAAAGGUGUUUCCCAUCCUGACUCCUUCGUUUCCGGUGUUCAGCGGAAUGUCCGUAUCAAUUGCAUUCAUUUACUUGCAUAAGAUAUUCACAUCAAUCAGCAACCACACAGCCCACAACAGCAAGGAGUCGCAUGCAACACUAGUUUUGAUCUCAAUCCUGAUGUCUACUAUGUACCUGGUGACGUCAUCAAUCAUGGGCCCGAACUAUCCAUACUGCUUCUACAUUCUCUUUACAUUGUUCUUUGUUAUUCAGGUUACAAUCCUUCUGAAAGUCGUCACAUUCCUGAUAGAAUACCUCGACAAGUACGAGGACGAUACAGGAGUGCUUGCUCUUCCACUCAUCACAUCAAUCUCAGACGUGCUUGCAACAAUCUUCUUGCUGACAAUAUCCGCCAUCCUGCUAAUACUCAACACAGACAUCUCCAUUUAUUAG
Ordospora pajunii is the source of this 1182-nucleotide messenger RNA. RefSeq lists its product as uncharacterized. Gene Ontology annotation, biological process: monoatomic cation transport. Bases 1 to 1182 code for a protein of 393 amino acids. The record is from RefSeq and is a predicted model, not a curated record. Gene Ontology annotation, molecular function: monoatomic cation transmembrane transporter activity. The transcript has a single exon. Lineage: Eukaryota; Fungi; Microsporidia; Ordosporidae.